AUCAAGCAGAAUCUCGGAGCACCGAACAAACCUAACCGCCCAACUAUAAAUUGACCUCUUUCCUUUUAAUUCGUCCAGUUUCCAAUCUUACGCAAAGCGGCAAUUAGAGGAAUAAGAACUAGAAAAGUUAUUGCGAUUGCGAUCUCGGGUUACCUUCUCCAAUAAAUUAGAGGUUGCAUUUUUUCUUUUUCUUGCAAGAGCUUUUAUAUUGAACUGCUGGAAUGGCUGAGGAGGGUCAUAAGGUCACCUUGAAUGUGUAUGACUUGAGUCAGGGAAUGGCUCGGCAGCUUUCGAUGACCUUAUUAGGGAAGGUUAUUGAGGGAAUAUGGCACACUGGUAUAGUAGUUUAUGGUAAUGAAUACUAUUUCGGUGGAGGAAUCCAACACAUUCCUGCUGGGACGGCACCAUACGGGAGACCAAUUAAAGCGAUCGAUCUAGGUGUCACUCAUGUGCCUAAAGAUUUGUUUGAGAUGUAUUUACAGGAGAUUAGUCCUCGUUACACAGCCGAGACCUACAGUUUGCUUACCCACAAUUGCAACAACUUCAGCAAUGAAGUUGCCCAAUUUCUAGUUGGUACUAACAUUCCAGACUAUAUUUUGCAACUUCCAAAUGAAGUUAUGAGCAGUCCAAUGGGUUCACUUUUAAUGCCCAUGAUACAAAAUCUGGAGACAACUUUGAGGGCUGGUGCUGUUCCUCAAGUUCCCCAAUUCAAGCCUUCUGUUUCUGCUCAGCCAUCUCAGCCCUCAAGUGCCAGUGUGAACAGUUCAUCUGAUACCACCAAGAAAGACGAGGUUAGCAGUAAGGUGAAGGCUGAUCAGCAGCCAAACCACGCGGAGACGGAUAAGACUACAUCAUCUGUCAAACCGACAGGAGCACAGGAGAAAUCAUCGAACAGUGGAACUGCAACAGACCCUCUUGGGGAUGCUCGAGCCAAGGUCCAAGAAGAGAUAAGCCGUGAAUUUGCUGCUAUCAUGGCAGCUGGAACGCUGAGAGCUAGCGAGGCAGCUGCACUGGCCACCAGGAAAGUGAUGCAGAAAUACGGACACUUGAAUGUUGUUAUGCCACAGAGUUAGAAGCAGGGGAAUGUGAUUUAUUCGGAUCUUGCUCUGUAUGUUGCAAAAUAUGGAUUUGGGUUAAAAAGAAAAAGUGAAACAAGUUGUUUCAGCUUUGUUUUCAAUUUUAAAAUGAAAAAUCAAUCAAAUCAAAUUAUUUGUUUCUGUGA
Molecule: messenger RNA, 1222 nt
Organism: Gossypium raimondii (Peruvian cotton)
Lineage: Eukaryota; Viridiplantae; Streptophyta; Magnoliopsida; Malvales; Malvaceae
Exons: 5
Coding region: 222-1073 (283 amino acids)
Biological process (GO): protein modification by small protein removal
Molecular function (GO): peptidase activity
Source: RefSeq, a predicted model, not a curated record